Molecule: messenger RNA, 413 nt
Organism: Paramecium primaurelia
Lineage: Eukaryota; Ciliophora; Oligohymenophorea; Peniculida; Parameciidae
Source: the annotation of a GenBank genome assembly
AUGAAAUCAAUCAUUUCUAGUACAUCAUAAUUGCAGAGCUUUUUGUAAAUCUGAAUAAUCUAUCACUCCUCUAAGAGUACCUUAUAAGUAUAAUUAAAUAUUUACUAUUUAGAGGUGGUUCUCAAUUAAAUUGUCUAUCCAAAAAAUCCAAUAAUUGUGGGAAUUUAAUAGAAUCUGUUUUAAUUGAGUAUAAAUAAUUAUGCUCAUGGAUUAUUAGUGAAAUCACUUAAAAAUUAGAUUAAAAUCAAAUAAUAUCGAAAAUAAACACAUAAUUGUAAUAAUUUGAAAGAUUUCUUUCUAAAAAAUUGGAUAGCUAUACACAAGAAUUAUCUAUUCUAAAAAUGAUUCAUUCAGAAAAUUAAAUCACUAUCAAUUAAUUGAAUAUUACAAAAGAAGAUCUAAAAGUAAAAUGA